AUCAGGUUUUUGGUAGACCAGGACUGUAUCCCUCCUCUGUGUGAUUUACUGACAGUGAUGGACCCUAAUAUUGUACAGGUGGCUCUUAGUGGUUUGGAAAAUAUUCUACGACUUGGAGAGCAGGACGCUAAAAAUCACAAUGGCACAAAUCCAUACACUGUUUUAAUUGAGGAAUGUUACGGUGUAGACAAGAUAGAAUUUCUACAAAGUCACCAGAACAGAGAAAUCUACCAGAAAGCUUUCGACAUGACUGAGCGAUUUUUUAGGACGGAGGAGGAAGAUCAAGCUGUUGCCCCUCAGCUGGAUGAAAACGAGACGCAGUUUGAAUUUAACGCUCCUGCUGAAAAUGUUCCGAUGGGCGGUUUCCAGUUCUAGGAGGUGCUGU
Messenger RNA from Saccostrea echinata, 385 nucleotides. Its product is annotated as importin subunit alpha-6-like. Gene Ontology annotation, cellular component: nucleoplasm; nucleus. The transcript has 3 exons. The record is from RefSeq and is a predicted model, not a curated record. Lineage: Eukaryota; Metazoa; Mollusca; Bivalvia; Ostreida; Ostreidae. Gene Ontology annotation, biological process: NLS-bearing protein import into nucleus. Gene Ontology annotation, molecular function: nuclear import signal receptor activity. The coding region runs from base 58 to 375 and encodes 105 amino acids.